Plodia interpunctella (Indianmeal moth) is the source of this 8541-nucleotide messenger RNA. RefSeq names its product DAZ-associated protein 2-like. Lineage: Eukaryota; Metazoa; Arthropoda; Insecta; Lepidoptera; Pyralidae. Bases 127 to 636 code for a protein of 169 amino acids. The record is from RefSeq and is a predicted model, not a curated record. The transcript has 6 exons.
UUGAGAAUCAUUGCGAAGCUUUUGUCUGCGACUGCGUUGUUGAAAUCGUGAUUUUUUGCAUUAAGAAACGCAGCGAGAUAAUUAGUGCAAUCGUUUUUACUUACAAAUUAUAAAUAAUCCAUAGAAAUGGCAGACAAAAAAGUGACGCCUCCUCUCGGCGCGUACCCUCAGCCGCAGCCGCCGCAAGGCCCGUUCUUGCCGGCGCCGCCUCACCAAGCCGCACCGCAAUACGGAGUAGCGGGCGGGUCUCCCUACGGGGUGACGUUCGGGGGCGCUGGCGCGGGCGCGGGGGGCGUGUACGCGCCCCCGCCCUACGAUCAGCUGCAGCACCACCAGGCGAUACCGGCGCUUAGUCAACAGCUACCUAUGUACAGCCCAGCGGCGGCGAUGUACGCGGCGGCGGCCGGCUACCCAGGCUACAUCGGGUACCCGGUGCAGUACUACCCGUACUACCCCACUGUGCAGCCCUCCAUACAGCCGCUAAGGCCCACCAUUAUGAUACCUCAGAACGGUUUCGAGGCUGGCUCCCGGUUCGAGGGGCUUGCGCAGACGCUGCUGCCCCCCGCGCCCCCUGGUGUGCCGCCGUCCCCCGCGCACCUCGCCCAUCUCCAGCCGCACCAAGUUUUGUGGCGUUAAACCAACGGGUCUAUUCGCAACCGACGGCCGCCAUUCAGUAAGUCGCAGACAGACUUCUAUCUAUAAGGAAUCUGUAUUAGCACUCGAUAUUAAAUCAACUAUUUAUUUUACAUUAUAUUCUCCUUGACUGAUCAAAAGUGUAAAUUUCUGAAACUAUUUCUUACUCAAUGUUGAUUGAUUUUGAGGUAAAUAUCGUAUUUUAUCUGUUUAAAAAUAAUUGAUAAUUUAGUCGGCUCGGCAGACUAGUUUCAGUUAAUAAGGAUGCAUUCAAUAUAAAAUUUCUUCUCAAUGCAAUCAAUUUUGUCUGAUAAUGUUACACAGUUUUAGGUGUGAGUGUUGUGAUCAAAUUUAUAUUAGUCGGCCGUGAUGACUAUAGAUAAUUCCAAAGGACUUCUGUCCCUGUUACUACACAAAUUAAUAUGAAGCUUAUUGUAGCAAACUAACAGAUUGUAAGUAUGUCGCAAAAAAUCUUUUAAUAAGUGAAGUUAGUCCGUCAAGUAAGCAUAUAAAACUAUGUAUUUCGAAUGAUACACCAUAUCAAGAUUAUUUUUCUGAUAUUUCGGUGAGAAAAACGAUUAUUUGUAACAAAAAACUUAUUUUAUUAAUAAGCGUUACUGUUAUAGUUUUCGUCAAACUUAAAAUUUAAAAAAUAAUCUAAAUAUCUAGAUUACGUAAGCCAUAAAGCUCUCGAAUAUGAACAAAGACAGUAACACAGUAAUAUACUUGAAAAUAUACAAUUAUCUUCAAGUAUUAUCUUGAUUCAUUAAUAUAUGCAACCUAUAUCUUAAAAUUUUGAACAUAUAGGGGCCAUAGAAUUCAUUUGAUUACUACGAACACCGAAAUCAUUAUAAAAAAUCAAGAAUUCGUAAAAGAAAGUCUUAAAAUAUAAUUUAUUAUAAUGAUUUAUCCCUCGAAUCACACUUCAAUGUGUAUUACUUGUUGGUACUGUGUUAAUUUAGGAUACAAAAUAAUAAGAAGGUCGGUCCGUCGGUAUUUUUAUCUUAGUCCGAUUUGAAAAUGACUGUGAUGUCUUGUGGGAUUUGGUCUUACGGCAUAUGGAUUUAUUCACUCGUUAUUUGUUUACAUAGUUCUUAUAAGGCUGAUGUAACUUAAAGAACAGUAAAUGGCCAGCCAUUCUUAGUUUUAAAAACAAAUUGAAACCCCCAAACGAGGUAUCAAAUAUUAUAAAGCUUUAAAUAUGUUAACAAACACAAACAGCAAAAAAAAAAAUGAAAUGCGUAAACAAAGUUGAGAACGAAGUUGAUUUAAUAAUUACCACUACUUUACCACGAAUAUGAUUCAUUUAUAUCAAUAUGUCUGAUUAAAAAAAUGUAACGUCCAAUGUCGGAUUUGAUCAAAUCUCACGCAGCGCUGAAACCCAGUGCUUGCUAUUGGUUUAAAUAUUCCCUAAAAAUAUUUGUGUCAAAUAGUUCCUAAACCGUGGACAAAUAUUAAUUACAACUUGUAAUUUGUUUACAAGUGAAAAAUAUAACUUUAUUGUGGCGAUUUUUUUCUAUAUGUAUUAUUACGCUCAAAAUUGUUUAACUACUGGUUAUUUAUCGCAGUUUAUUCAAUAGUUGAUGGUAAGCAAGCACUGGUGGUCACUGCACGGUACGUCGCCGCGAGCGGUCGCCUCAACGCUAUAGUAUUAUAGAGGGUGUGUACGAUUAGAGUUUAAAAACGCUAUGCUGAGCUGUACUGAGAAACUUUGAUAGAAGUGGCUGGGAUUCUGUUAAUCCGGACUUGAGUUUAUAUUGGGCAUAUAACCUUGCUAGUUUAAGAGCUUUUCAAUAGCAAUUUAAUUUUAUUUUUAUAAAACAUUAAAAACCUUGCUUAUGCAUUUGGCAUUUAAAACUCAUGCUAUGUUUUCUUUUUCAAUAUUUAUCACUUCUAACGUUAUUGCCACUUGUCCCAUGGGACUACUGGGACGAUAUCCCAUUAUGGGACAAACUCAAUGGGAUUCGUGUGAUAGACGGGUUAUUUCAAGUAGAAACUACAAAAUAAAGUUAGGAAAGAAUUCGAUUUUUAAAUUGAAAACGUUUUAUUGCCCUUAAAAUUAAAUUAUUAUAAAUAUAGAGCCAGUUUCUUAAGAAGUAAAAGCAGACAUGAAGGAAAAAAAUAUUUAAAAGCAAAAAAAAGUACGGCUGGUAGAGACAGCGCAGCAUAGCGAAUAGUAAUUAAAAAUAUAUAAAGGUUGUGCGAGUGCAUGUCGCGAGUAUAUGUAUAUUAGGGAUGAAUGUGCUAAAGAAGGUUACCGUAACCAAGGAUGAAGAUUUAAAGAUAAAAGUCGUUAUUUCAACAAUGAAAUUACUUUUUACAACAUAUCUCAAUGAAUUUUUCAACUCUAUAUAAGAAUAUUAACAAAAAUAUAAUGUCAUCAUUGGUUACCGAAACUCGGGCAUAUACGUUAAAUACGGUGUUGCCUUUUCAAAAUUAGUCAGAAAUAACGAAGUUCCAAAAAAGAAGAAGAAUUAUAGCAACAAAAGUUGCGAUGAACUCGGCCAUACGAGAAUCGUUUUUUUUUACAAUUAGAAUGGAAUGGAAGAUAUAAUUUUCAUGAAAUGUGAGAGACAACUUUAUCGAGGAAUCUCAGCUGAUCGAUUCAGCAACAUGCCUUUUAUUUAUUUUUUUAGAUCGUGAUUUAUAGAUUUUUUUGCUUUUAGGGGACUUUCUUUUUAAAGCGACGAAUGAAAUUUCCCUUUGUUUGUGAUUUAUUUUCAUUAAUUUAAAAAUGUUCUCAUAGAAAUUUAUUUUUAGUCAGUGUUGCCGACCAAAUGAAAUACUAGUCGGCCGUGCCAACUUCUGUCUCAUCGUAAGAAGAUGUAAUAGACAUAGAAGACGUUUAUUUGUAUUACCACAGACACUAAAAACUAUAACACUAAAAAAAAAUAAGUUGAAUCAUACGAAUUAAUUUUUAUUAUACUAUAGAAAAUAUAUAUCUUUUAUUUUUAUAAUAAAUAAUAAAAUAUCUUAUAUAAAUAUCGUCUGUGAUCUGAAAAAGCAUAAUUGUAAAAAAUGUUUUUUUGAACAAAAUGUUACAUUAAAAUCUUUUUUGACAAUUGUAAAUUAAAAUCUCAAAGAAAGUCCCCUAAUAAAAGUAAUUUUUUUUUGCAAAAUAGUUAAAUCAGAUCGCAGUGACAUGUUACUUUCUUAAUUAUAAGAAGCAUUAAAUAUUUUUCAAACGACAAAAUACUUUAUCAUAUAAAACUCCAUAUAUUAUAACAAAUUGAGAUAUAAUGAAUAGCUACUAGUGGCCCGUCCCGGCUUCGCUCGCGUAAAAUCAUAAUAAAUUAUACGCCUAACCUUAAUCAGGAAUCACUCUGUCUAUUAAAAAGAUCUGCAACAAAAUCCGUUGCGUAGUUUUCAAGAUCUAAGCAUACAUAGAGACAGACAGCGGGAAGCUACUUUUAUUUAUACCUAGUAAUGAGGUCUGUAUUAAAAUAUUUACCUAUACACCAUAAAUUUUUAAUUAUGCCAAAAAAAAAAUUAAAGACCCUAUUAAUACAUGUGAGUGAUCAAAAUUUAAUAUUAUCGUUUAUCACCAAAGUUAUUGAGGUUUGCGUUUAUUGCAAAAUAUCAAUGAAUUUAUGGACGUAGUUUGAAACUCUAAUGAUUCCAAUUUAUAGUUUAUCGUGUUCUCUCGCUCUCGCGUGCAAUGACCCCGGCGUAGGCAAAAAAUAAAUAAAUAAAAAAGAAUUGGCAGAAUUUAUCAAUGAAAAUCGACUUUGUGUGAACCGCUGCGCUGAGCCUAGCUUUACUAUGAAGCGUAGUGUCAGGUGGCGCACUCAAGUAUUAUAACCAAUUAUUAUAGAUUUUUUUGGAUAAAUUUUGACUAUGCACAUAUUAUCAGUAAUAGGUCCUGAUAGCAACAUUUUUAUUUUUUGGCAUAAUCAAAAACGUAUGCUGUACAACUCAUUGUACUUCAAUUUGCAAAUUAAGACUUAUAAUAAGCGAAUAUUUAUGUUAAUAAAAAACUAGUAUAGCGGCACCGCUGCCGGAUCUGUUCGCCUGAUGGGCUAAUGUAUUGUAGUGUUCUACACUGUGAGUUUGGAUCGUUUUCGAAAAUAUGUCACUCUCUCUCUCUCUCUCUCUCUCUCUCUCUCUCUCUCUCUCUCUCUCUCUCUCUCUCUCUCUCUCUCUCUCUCUCUCUCUCUCUCUCUCUCUCUCUCUCUCUCUCUCUCUCUCUCGCUCGAGAAACUCACCCUAAUGAAUAUUGUUUAUUGAAUUGUACCAUACACAGUAAUAAAUUUUAUUAUCCUAUUUUAUAAAUAAGUACCGGUACAAUGUUAGUUUUAUAAAUGUUUAAUUUUAAAAAAAAUGUCUGACACUAAAUGUAACGCUGCACGCCGCGUUCGAACGCUCGUGAAAUUCACCCUCCGUUUUUAUCUUACGAGUCUUAUGUAAAUGUGUUAAACAUUAUUUUCAUGAUUUCAUAGCAAUGUAAAUUGUAUUGCGAAAUUAUUUUCGCGGUUAAUAAAUGUUUUACUUUAACAAUGUAUGGGUUUGAACUAUAUAUUUGAUUUAUUUUCAACAAAAUUCAGCAAUUCUGUACUGUGAUGAUUGUUUACAUGUUAGGACUCGUGAGGAAAAACAGCGUGUAGCCUUGUUUCUUCUGUUGCUGCGGCUGUGAUGCCCAAGACCUGGGUCUUAUAAAAUUGACAUUUGAGCCUGUCCACUUGACGUCAAACCUCAUUGGGAAUACUGUUGAAGAUCGGCUGUCAAAGCUUCUUAUCCCCUAGUCGCCUCAUACGAUAUCCACGCGAGUAUAUGUCCAGGCAAUUAUGAGCAAUAACAAAAUGCAAUUUUUACGGCCGGUUUCACCAUUCCGAAAAAACAUUAUGUAAUCUGUCAGAUAAAAUAACUGCCAGCCUGAAUCUGUUCGAUAUGUUGUCAGGCUACGAGAUACUUUAUCAACAAGCGCUGAAACAUGAAACGGUCGUGAGUGACAUAUUUUUCGAAAAAUAAAGGAUUUUGGAACAAAAAUGUGUGGAACCCUUAUGAGCGUAUCAAAACUCAUUAUAUUAGUCGAUUUUGAUAUUAUCAUUUUGACUACAGUCUAUUUCUAAACCGAAUGAAAAAACGGUCGAUGACCCCGAAUCGCUUUCCCUCUUUCGCUCGUACGAAAGUCGCUAAGGUAAAAUCAAAAUCGCCUAUGUUUUGUACUAGUGUAUAACUGAAACGUUUUUAUUAUUAUUAUUAUUGCAUUUUUGUUGGAAGAUCAUGUUGUUGAGGGUUGAAAAUGAAUGAUAAAGCGAAUAAUAUUCAUGCGUGUGACUGUAGUUUGAAAUUAAACUAUUAUGAGUGACCAAUGACGUCCAACUUCGUCAAGUCGCACUUGUUGACAAAAUUUUUACUAUUGAGAUUUACAAUGUUUUAAAAUAAGUUCUGGCUAAACUCUGUUUCAAGCGAAACCAAGCCUUAUUGCUAUCGCAUACAACUGUAUAAAUCAUUUAAGAUCAAUGUACUCUUUUCUCAUGUACCACAAAAACAGACUGUUAGUAAGAAUUUAAAACAUGUUGGAACUUGAGGCAAGAGCGCAUGCUUUUGUCAACGUUGUUUUUUUAAUUUUAUGGCUCCACAGUUUAGCCUAAUGAUAAUUUUGCCUAAACUAUAGUCACAUGCAUCUCGUAUCAUCCCACUAGUUGAAGGGACCAUAGAACGAAGGGCUAAAGGUAUUGAAUUCGCCGCUAGGGGCGCUGGUGUCGACAAAGGUCCAAAGACAGAUUUGAUGUUUAUAUGUCAAUGAGUGCACGUGCUUUUUUAAAUGACAGUCAUAAUGACAGGACCUAAUUCGAUCAGUGGCGCCAUCUAGCGAAUAAUCCAUUAUAAUUUGACGAAUCUUGCCAAAAGUAUUAAUGAAAAAAACUACGUCUAGGUUGGAAUGUCGCACACCACAAUCACGUGUUUAGCCACGGUCUACGACGAAGGUUUUUUUGAAAACAUUCAACAAACACAUACACAAAACAUUGUUUCUGAAGGUAAAGUGCUGUAAAGUUUCUCUAGCAAAACAAAUGGCAUAAUGAUGAAGUAACUUGGUUGGCCCGCACGCCCCAUUUGGUGUUUGUAUUUUCCACCAGGCAUGGGAAGCAAAUACAUUGUUGAUGCAAGCAAAAAAAAAUGUGUAAUGAAUCAACAUUUUAUUUGUAGACGAUUUUGUUGAAUGUUGACAUGUUUUUGUUGACUGUGGAGGGCGAUAACACGCGUUUGAAUGUUAUAGUUGCGCCAUCUCAACUAGAUUAGCUACAACGUUCAUUUUGUUAGUAACAAGUAAUAAUAAUUAUAUUUUGUCUUUUUCUAAUGGAACCACAUACAUAAAUUGUUAACUUUAUUAUUGUAUGGCCUAUUUUGUUUACUUUGUAUAUAUAGAUGUGGAAUUUUAUUCAUAAAAAGUGUAGCUUCAAGUUGAAAAAUGUUUUCGUCUCAACAAACUAACUGUUUUUUAUUUUUGGUUCUAUAGAAACAACAGUACAGAAAUUGUUAUUAUACAUAAUAUUAACGUUAAAAACUGGGGUUAAUUAAAUAUACCUUGAUUAGAAAAAUAAAAUAUUUUGCUGUCUACUUUAAUACUAAUACAUAAGUACAUAUAUUCAAAUAGUCUUAUUCAUAAAAGGUUUAAAACCCGUAUUAUGUAAAAUAUGUUUUUCAACACCCUUGCUUGAAAUAAUGGUAUGUUUUAAUCGAAGUUUUAUAAUAAUUACAUACUCGGCUUUACUACAGCGCUCUGCUUCGCAUCGCGCGAAAAUCUCGUCCCGUGUGUGCCAAUAUUUGCACGCUUGUAUCAUAAUUGUCACCUGUUAUGAUCAAUCAAACAAACGGAGACAAAAUUUUAGAUAAAUGAUAUUUUACAAAAAUAAAUUAGGAGUGAGUUGCACCAGAUAACUUUAACCUGCGCGCUGCCGACGUUUAGACACAAUGGCGUAUUUUGCACUUUUCUGCACAGGUUAAUGUAAACGUCAAAGUUUGGUGCAACCCACUCUAGGUUUUCAUAUAGGUAGUAAAUUUUGUUUAUGAAUAAGACAGUUAAAGAUUGGAAGGUAUUUCAUUAUUCUGGUCUGUGGCAAUGCCGUUAUAGAAGUCCACAUGUCAACAACCCUAGUUUUUAGAGUUCGUGCCGAGAAGUCCCGGGCAAUAUGUGUUCACUAUCGGACCAGCCACGUUGUCGACAGCGACUGCAGCGCCACGCACAGAGACUUUCGAGGCGAGAACUCUAGCCUUAUGUAUAGUUAUAUUAUUGUUCUGUCAUAAUAUUGAUAUAUGCCGCGUAAUAAUAUUUAAAAAAUACAAAAUUGGCACGAAAUAUUAAACUAAACAAUUAUAAAAGUCAUCCCGAAUAGUACCCGGUGCAGAAGAGCCCUUUACGCUCGACUUUAUUUGAACCAGAAGGUCUACCACGAAACAUACAAAUACAUGGCAUGUUACAUCCUCAUGUUGUCUUUUUCCCAAAUCGUAUAUGCAUUAUGUUAAAAAAAAACGCAAUGACUGACGUGCUACGUGUUUUAUAUUUCUUAGUAGACCCCCAAUUACUAUAGAAUAUAUUCCAUAAGAAUUAUCCAAAGUCCACUGAUUCUGAAGCGAAAACUGUACCUGUUUUAAUUAAACAUUAUAUUCAAAACAACUUUAACUCAGUUUAGUUGAAUUAUGUUUUGUUCCUAUCCCUCUUCUCAAUGUUUGAACUUGAAAGAACGAGACAAAACAUAUUUGGACUGAAAUAUAACUAAGUAUGAAGAUUUAAAUCUAUCAUGUACCAGGAAUUCAUAAAAGAAGUGUACCCUUUUUACGCAUCAUAGUAUGAGGCCUUCAGGGUCGUAAGUGUAAGUGGGUUUGCUCAACAGUGUACUGUGAAUGAGUCGAGUGCAAUAUAUAGCAUAAUUAUUAUUUUGUUUCCAAUAAAAUUAUUAAAAUCGA